AUGGCAGCAGAACCCGUACCUGCGGGUACCCGCCCCGCCCCUACCUGGCCGGGGCAGUUCCGUGUCUCCUUCAAGCCGCCUGUGCCUGUCGCUCCUCCUCCGCGCAACUCGUCUGAUUCGUCUCAUUGCCACUCCUCCGCAGCGCGUCUCUUCCACGUGACCGCGUCUCCUUCAAGCCGCCUGUGCCGGUCACUCCUCCUCCGCGCCGCCUCUCAGUCCGAAAUCAUCUGCGCUCCUUCCGGCCUCCAAGUGUUUUCAAAUUACUUCAUGGCUAGUAAUGCUAGAGAAGACACACAAAGCAACAGUGUUGCUCCAAAUGAUAAUGAAAUUGAAGUGCAAAGUAAUGCUAAUCCAACUUUAGAAACUUCACAAGCAACGGAUAAUGUCUCAACUCCAAAAGGAUCAACUCCUAAUGAAGGUGACAAUAAGACUCAUGUUAAGAGUGCUUAUUGGGAGUAUUUUGAUCGUUUGAAAGUUGAAGGUGAAUGGAAGGCGAAAUGCAAGUUUUGCAAGAUUGUGUUUAGUGCAAAUCCGAAGAAUGGUACCAAGUCAUUGAGGAACCAUGUGGAUCGAUAUUGUAAGAGAAUAAAGGUGGCAAAUUCUAGGUAA
This is a messenger RNA of Arachis stenosperma, 609 nucleotides long. RefSeq lists its product as uncharacterized. The transcript has 3 exons. NCBI's taxonomy places the organism in Eukaryota, Viridiplantae, Streptophyta, Magnoliopsida, Fabales, Fabaceae. The record is from RefSeq and is a predicted model, not a curated record. Bases 1 to 609 code for a protein of 202 amino acids. Gene Ontology annotation, molecular function: DNA binding.